UCCACCGGCCUUGGCCUCCCAAAGUGCUGGGAUUAUAGGCGUGAGCCACCGUGCCUGGCUGAAAAUUUUUCUUUUAGUCAUAUUUUCCAUGCACUGUUUAGAAGUACUGGACGUUAUAUACAAAGUGCCCACCAGGCUUCACUUGAGAGAAAAACCUUUCUUCUCAGGAUUCCAGCCACAACCCACAAUUGUAUGACAAAGUGCAGCAAGGUGCUCCCCAAAUCUGCAAACAAAAUAGUCUCUCUAUUUGGGAUCUACAGUCCCUUCUAGAGCAGUUAGACUAGAUUUCUACAAAAAUCACUUCAGGACAGCAAUCAGUUAUUUCACCUCCUUCAGUGCUCCUGUCAUCUUCAGAUCUGACACGGAUUCAGAGAUCACGGGGCCCAUAAACCCAACCAGGAUCAUACAUGUGCAUUGAUUAAACUUGAGAACUUCAAUUCUCUCCCUCCUCCCUUUGCCCAAAUGCCCGCAAAUGUGCAUAGCUCACCAGCCCUCCAAGACCUAAAUGUGCAGUUCCAAAUUCUGAAUUUAUUUUCUGGGAUUUGAGAGAAGAAAAGAACUUUUAUUUGAGAAAUACAUGUUCUUUUAAUGAUCAGACCCAGAGACUGGUUAAAAUGAGACCACAGUGAUGUACUGUUCCCGUCUUUGAACUAUUUGUCUUUUGAAAUUGCUUGCUAUUGGCACAAGUGGCUAUAAAUUAACCUAAUAAUGCCACACUGGACACUAUAAUCCACACCCAAUAGCUUAACAAUGUAUAUAACCAAUCACUAACCAAUGUUACUUCUGUAAAUAAGAAUUCCUGACAACUUUCUAUCCUGCCUUCCUUUUUGCCUUUACAAAUAUACUUGUAAUUGGAGUGUAUAUUCAGGUAGCUUUAUACUCCAGGAUUGCAGUCUUCAAGCUUUGGCCCCAGAAAACUCUCUACUUAUAUUAUGUUUAUCCCAGUAUUUCCUUUUAGGUCAAAAUAUUCUUAAGAAUGUGUUGAAGGAGCCUCCAUGAGGUGAUCUCUCCUCUGGUUUUACUCUGCUUACUCUAACCCCUAAGAAUGUAGAGGCACAUUGAUCCCACCUAGAAUCUGCAUACAAAAGUUGGCCUCUGCCUGGGAUUCCCAACACUGGACCAGACUUUGGGUUGAAGACAUACGAAAAACUCACAGAAGACAUUUUCUGCAUCAUGAGAGGUCAAUGUAGACAUCUUAAGCCCCAUUUUUAGAGUGGGGCCCUUUGAGUUUUCCAGAUCUUGUUCAGUGACCUGCUACAGCUGUGUGAGAGGCUUCUGAUGGGAACAGAAUCCUGUGGCAGAAUCUUUAAGUGUAAACAAGCAUCUUAGCAGUGGGAGGAACUCUUAACAUUCAAGGAUGUGGCCAUAGAAUUCUCUCCAGAAGAGUGGAAAUGUCUGGACACUUCCCAGCAGAAUUUAUAUAGAGAUGUGAUGUUGGAGAACUACAGAAACCUGGUCUCCCUGGGUGUUAGUAUCUCUAACCCAGACCUGGUCACCAGUCUGGAGCAAAGAAAAGAGCCCUACAAUUUGAAGAUACAUGAAACAGCAGCCAGACCCCCAGCUGUGUGUUCUCAUUUCACCCAAAACCUUUGGACAGUGCAGGGCAUAGAAGAUUCAUUCCACAAACUUAUACCAAAAGGACAUGAGAAACGUGGACAUGAGAAUUUAAGAAAAACUUGUAAAAGUAUAAAUGAGUGUAAGGUGCAGAAAGGUGGUUAUAAUAGAAUUAACCAAUGCUUAUUAACUACCCAGAAAAAAACAAUUCAAUCUAAUAUAUGUGUCAAAGUUUUUCAUAAAUUUUCAAAUUCAAACAAAGAUAAGAUAAGAUAUACUGGAGAUAAAACCUUUAAAUGUAAAGAAUGUGGCAAAUCAUUUCACGUGCUCUCACGCCUAACUCAACACAAAAGAAUUCAUACUGGAGAGAACCCCUACACAUGUGAAGAAUGUGGCAAAGCCUUUAAUUGGUCCUCAAUUCUUACUAAACAUAAGAGAAUUCAUGCCAGAGAGAAAUUCUACAAGUGUGAAGAAUGUGGUAAAGGCUUUACUCGGUCCUCACACCUUACUAAACAUAAGAGAAUUCAUACUGGAGAGAAACCCUACAUAUGUGAAAAAUGUGGUAAAGCUUUUAACCAAUCCUCAACCCUUAAUUUACAUAAGAGAAUUCAUUCUGCACAAAAAUACUACAAAUGUGAAGAAUGUGGUAAAGCCUUUAAGUGGUCCUCAUCCCUUAAUGAACAUAAGAGAAUUCAUGCUGGAGAGAAACCCUUCUCAUGCGAAGAAUGUGGCAAUGUCUUUACCACAUCCUCAGACUUUGCUAAACAUAAGAGAAUUCAUACAGGAGAGAAACCCUACAAAUGUGAAGAAUGUGGAAAAUCCUUUAAUAGGUCCACAACUCUUACGACACAUAAGAGAAUCCAUACUGGAGAGAAACCCUACACAUGUGAAGAAUGUGGAAAAGCCUUUAAUUGGUCCUCAACCCUUAAUGUACACAAGAGAAUUCACUCUGGAAAAAAUCCCUACAAAUGUGAAGAUUGUGGCAAAGCCUUUAAAGUGUUUGCAAACCUGCAUAAUCAUAAGAAAAUUCAUACUGGAGAGAAACCCUACAUAUGUAAACAAUGUGGCAAAGCCUUUAAACAGUCCUCACACUUGAAUAAACAUAAGAAAAUUCACACUGUAGAUAAACCCUACAAAUGUAAAGAAUGCGGGAAAGCUUUUAAGCAGUACUCCAACCUUCCUCAACAUAAGAGAACUCAUACUGGAGGAAAAUUUUAGAAAUGUGAAGAAUGUGGGAGCCUUUAAGUCUUCCUCAGUCUUUUCUAAUCAUAAUUCAUACUGGAGAGAAACUCUACACAUGAAAAAAUUGACAAAGCUUUUAACCGCAACUCAAUCUGUUCUAAACAUAAGAGAAAUGGUAUUGGUGAGAAGCCAUAAAAAUAUGAAAAAUGUGGAAAAGCCUUCAAAUGCUUGUCACAUAUUACUGAAUAUAAUUCUUACUGCAGAAAACCCCUAGGAAUAUUAAAAGUGUGGCAAAACCUUUAACCAAUGCUCAUAUCUCUUUGCACAUGAUAGCAUUUAUACUUGAGAAAAAUUGUACAAAUAUAGAAAAUGUAGAAAAGCCAUUAAUGCCUACUCAUGUGUUACUAAAUAUCAGAGAGUUUGUACUUAAUAAAAGGAUUAUAAAUGUAGUAUUUGUUGAAAGACCUAUUAGAAAAUACAGGUCUUAAAAGUGAAGAAGAGUAUUCUGAAGAUAGACAAUAGAAAUAGUAAGAGGGUUGUAGUACCUGUACUUGCAUCAUGGGUCUUAUUGUGCAUAUUUCAUACUAGAAGAAAACCCUGAAGCAGUUGCCCAAACUUUCUUUGACAUUAGAGAAUUUAUAUUGGAAAGAAAUUUUACAAAUGUAAUAAAUUUGGAAAAGCAUUUGUUCAAAAACUAUAGCUUAAAAAAAACCAGUUUAUACUAGAAGAUAUUUUGUAGAUGCGGUAAGUAUGAAAAGAUAGUCUGAAAUUAAGACUAAAUGUCAGAAUAUUUACAGUAGAAAGAAAAAGGCAUUAACACUUGAAACAUUACAGUAUAUCAGAGUGUAAAGUAUAAAAAAAUUCCAAAGCUGAAACUGUUAGAUAAUUUCUUUCUAUAUAAGUUGAAAAGGAGUAGCUUUUUGAAAUUAUUCCAUUGAAAUUAUACUUUUUUUACCUGAAAAAAUUAUAGAUUUUUUGAAAAGCAAAUUCAACUCUAAAAUUACUUCAUACUGAUUCAACUUAUUGUUUAUAUGAAAGCAUGUGAUGAAUUGUUGCAUCAGAGGUAUGAGUGAUUCUUUUUAGGUGGGCAUCAUUCAUGAACUUUUUUUUUUUUUUUGAGACGGAGUCUCGCUCUGUCGCCCAGGCUGGAGUGCAGUGGCGGGAUCUCGGCUCACUGCAAGCUCUGCCUCCCCCUGGGUUCACGCCAUUCUCCUGCCUCAGCCUCCCAAGUAGCUGGGACUACAGGCGCCCGCCACUACGCCCGGCUAAUUUUUUGUAUUUUUAGUAGAGACGGGGUUUCACCGUUUUAGCCGGGAUGGUCUCGAUCUCCUGACCUCGUGAUCCGCCCGCCUCGGCCUCCCAAAGUGCUGGGAUUACAGGCGUAUUCAUGAACUUUUACAUGAAUGAGUAAGGACAUUGAAAGAUGCAUGAGAUGAUGCAUACAUCUUUGUGGUUGACUUAUCAUUGCAUGAUGCAUGACGUACAUGUUCAGAGUAAUAUUCUUCUGCAUUAUAGUGAGAGAAAAAUCUUGAAUUUUAGUAAUAAAUUGCUUUUACCAGUUGCACAUUUAUGUAAUAAAAUACAGUAAAUUUUAAAAUUCUCUUUUAAGAUUGUGUGUGAACCUUACUCAAGGGUGUAGGUAAAAAAUGGUAACAGUAUACUUUUAGUAACAUAGUUUAAUGACAUUUCUAGUAAUUUCUUUUUCCAGUGGCUUUAAACAGCAAAUAAGUUGAAGAAUAUUGUUCUCAUGUUAAAUUUUUAUUAUUUUUUAUAUUUAAAUUUAUUUUUAAAAAUUUAUGUGGGUACAUGGUAUGUGUAUACAUUCAUGGCAUAGAUGGGUUACUUUGAUACAGACAUGCAACAUGUAAUCACAUCAGAGUAAAUGAGUUAUUCAUCACCUCAAGCAUUUAUCCUUUGUAUUACAAACAAUCCAAUUAUACACUUCAUUUUUAAAUGUACAAUUAAAUUAUUUUUUAUUACAGGUAAUUUUAUGAUUGUAUUUAGAAUUAUAUCAGAAUAUAAUUAUAAUUUAGACAUUUCUGUGUCCUGAAUAAAUAUGUUUUUAAAUGUUCCAUA
Messenger RNA from Homo sapiens (human), 4812 nucleotides. RefSeq names its product zinc finger protein 718 (gene ZNF718). Lineage: Eukaryota; Metazoa; Chordata; Mammalia; Primates; Hominidae. The transcript is spliced from 4 exons. Gene Ontology annotation, biological process: negative regulation of transcription by RNA polymerase II; regulation of DNA-templated transcription. Bases 1432 to 2772 code for a protein of 446 amino acids. The record is from RefSeq and is a predicted model, not a curated record. Gene Ontology annotation, cellular component: nucleus.